Molecule: messenger RNA, 1013 nt
Organism: Triticum urartu
Lineage: Eukaryota; Viridiplantae; Streptophyta; Magnoliopsida; Poales; Poaceae
Source: RefSeq, a predicted model, not a curated record
UCCACUCCACUCCAUGGCGGCCGCGGAUCCCCUUCUCCUGCCGGCUCGCGGAUCUCGCUGACGCGCCCGGAGGCUGCGUCGAGCUCGCGGCUGCAUCACCGGCCUGGCAGUGCGCGGUGAUUUGGCUUGCUGGACAUCAUACCGGGUGCUGCAGCUGUUUGAUUCUUCUUCUUGUUUGCAUGCUACUGCUGCCACUUCGCUUCUCCUCAAAGAUUGACACGCCACUACGGCAGGAGCAGAGCCGAUGGCGCCUGUGGUGACCGCUGCACUUGGCACGUUUGGUCCUCUGCUUGGGAAGCUCACCGAUUUGCUCGCCAAUGAGUGCGGACGGCCGAAAGGGGUCCGCCGCGAGAUCCGCUCCCUCAAGGCUGAGCUUGCCGUCAUGCAUGGUGCGCUGAUGAAGUACACCAAGAUAGAGAAUCCUGAUGGCAAGGUCAAGAUAUGGGUAUCGCUGGUCAGGGAGCUGUCCUACGAUACCGAAGAUUGUUUUGACAAGUUGACCCACCAGCUCGGCGAUGGUGGGGGUCAAGACGUUGGCUUCAAGGAGUACUUCCGCAAGAUGGCUCGCCGUCUAAAAACUAAUGGAGCUCGGCAUGGAAUCGCCAACCAAAUCGAUGAUCUGAAUCUUCAUAUCAAGGAGGUGAAGGAACUCAAGACCAGCUACAAGCUGGAUGAUGUUGCUUCUAGCACCCCGGUCGAGGCAACCGUGGAUCCCCGGUUGGCUGCUCUUUUCACCGAGGAGGCACACCUUGUUGGCAUUGAUGAUCCAAGGAACGAGCUUGUGAAACGAUAUGGGAAGCGUUGAACCCUUUGCUCGGGCCGUAUUUGUAUAUAUAGAAACAAUGAUGUGGCUUACAAGACGAGAUUGAGAGAGAUCGAUCGUUACAGGGAACGAUCGUUACAAGAGGAUUACGAGGGAGAGAUAACAGAAGAAGAGAUAGAGAACGGUACAAGGUUUAAACAAGAUAUCUAUCCCUAUACAACUCUAUCUCUAACUAACCAACUAUUUCAAC